AUGACCUCCAGAGCAAGGCUGGGGCCAAAUGCGUCGGUCAGGAGCGGCAUGACCCUGGCAAGAAAUUCGGGACUGUGGCACCCGCCCACUUGCAGCGCUGCCGAGCCAAUAGGGAGAUGCGAUAGGUAUGGGUGGGGAGGCCUCGAUAAGGACGCGAUGGGAGCGAGCAAAAAAUCAGGCACUGGUUCCGGUGACGGGCACUUUGGUUUGAAUUGGUGCUGCGGGCCACCCACUCAAGCCCCAGCUGAGCACCCUCCAAGCAGCCACCAGUUCAUGUCAGAAAUGGUCCGGGCAGCCCAUUGCCAAAAGGAUCCCGCUGGGGUGAGCUGUCAUGAGUCGAGAAUUGCCUCGCCAGGCUUGGGUUGA
Messenger RNA from Gaeumannomyces tritici R3-111a-1, 366 nucleotides. RefSeq lists its product as hypothetical. The record is from RefSeq and is a predicted model, not a curated record. The coding region runs from base 1 to 366 and encodes 121 amino acids. NCBI's taxonomy places the organism in Eukaryota, Fungi, Ascomycota, Sordariomycetes, Magnaporthales, Magnaporthaceae. The transcript has a single exon.